Molecule: messenger RNA, 1056 nt
Organism: Anneissia japonica
Lineage: Eukaryota; Metazoa; Echinodermata; Crinoidea; Comatulida; Comatulidae
Exons: 4
Coding region: 90-677 (195 amino acids)
Source: RefSeq, a predicted model, not a curated record
CCGUUAAAUUUAAUCACGGAGAGAACAAGUGAUCAUUCAUUCAAUUCUUGAAGUAAAGUUUUACAUUGUAACGAAACUUACACUACAACAUGGGCAAAGUAAUACAAGCAGUGGUUUUUUGCCUCUUUCUUGGUUGUGUGUAUGGUGCGCCAGCAGACACAACGGGUACCCAAGAUGUCGACAGCUUUCAACACAAGAUGAAGGUUGAGAAAACUUUCUAUGUUGAAGGGCAAUUUUUGACCGAAACUUUAGAAGAAACUGAUGACGGCAUUAUAAUAGAUGUAGAGGCUGAACAGGGGUCCACAGCUUUGACAGUUUUCACUGACGUCACUCAUGGACUACUUCUUCAUCGAUUCAGUACCCACGACUUUUGCUAUAUAUCCAGCCUCGCAGAGUACAAUGAUACAAGAUCGGUAAGCGCACAGGAAAACCCAUCAAGUGUGUUCAAGUACAGGCUGGUACCAAUUUCAGAGAUUAACCGUCAGUACUUCAGCCACACAGCUACCCGCGAUAUGAAACACGUUUGCAGUGGCGCUAGAAACAUAUUAUGGAGUGAAAUUCAUGCUGAAGGUGAGCAGGAAACGCGACAGAAACGCGGUUGCCGCGGCGUGUGCAAGAUGGUUUGCCACAUUGGAAGAAGUUGCGAUUAUGUUUGCGGAAUGGAAUGUGAUUUCUAAAAAAUAAUGUGAUAUAAAUUAGAUUAUAAUGACAUAAUGUAGUGUGUUUAUAUUCGAUAUAAUAAUAUGCCUACAUCACGAGUUUAUAUAAAUCGGAAAUAAUUUGUAUAAAUAUUAUAGCGAAUAUUUGUACUUGCUAUAUUUAUUGAUUGAUUUAAAAUAUUGUACGUACUUUUAUCUUUAUAAUAGUGGGUUUGGAUGUACAGCGCUUUGUAAAGGCGCUAUAUAAAUGAUUUUUAGUCAAUUUAUUUAAAUUUACGGAUAAAACUUUUCUACAUUCUUUAGUCAACUGUUGUUAAAUGGUUACUGUUGUGUUGUUUUCUACAUCGUAAACCAACAUGGAUGAAUUAUUAUCAAUAAAUUGUGUUGUGUGUAUAAA